GCAGCAUUUUGUCCCUUUUUUCUUUGGAGCGGUGGUUUCACCCUCCCUCCUCAAGGCCGCGAGAGGAAGUUGCACCGCCGAGGCAAGAGCUGCAGAGAAACCUUUGCGAGUGCCUCCGGCGUGGGGGCGCGUUCUUCUGCGUGCGGCGCGGCGCAUCGGGGCGUCUUUGCUUUUUUUCCUUGCUUGUGCGCACGGAAGGAAGUGUCUUUUGCCGGGACUACGGCGCGAAAGGCGAUCGGUCCAGUGAGACAUGGCUCCUCCGAAGAAAGGCGACUUGAACGAGGAGGAAAGAGAAUUGCUGGAGGCCAUUGGGAAAGGUAACACAGCAGAAGCUACAAGAUUGCUAGGAAGCAAGAAUGUCCAUGUGAAUUGCUUGGAUGAGCACGGCAUGACUCCUCUUAUGCACGCAGCAUACAAAGGGAAAGUUGACGUGUGCAAACUGCUCUUGCGACAUGGAGCUGAUGUAAACUGCAAUGAACAUGAGCAUGGAUAUACUGCCUUGAUGUUUGCUGGACUUUCAGGUAACAAAGAAAUUACCUGGAUGAUGUUAGAGGCUGGAGCAGAAACAGACACCGUCAAUUCUGUGGGCAGGACAGCAGCUCAGAUGGCUGCCUUUGUGGGUCAACAUGACUGUGUCACUGUUAUCAACAAUUUUUUUCCUCGGGAAAGGCUGGACUAUUAUACGAAACCACAAGGACUAGACAAAGAACCCAAGCUGCUGGCCAAGUUGGCUGGACCUCUGCAUAAGGUCAUUACGACUACCAAUUUGCACCCUGUCAAGAUUGUGUUGCUGGUGAAGGAAAAUCCUCUUCUGGCAGAAGUUGAAGCAAUGCAAAAAUGCUACAGAGUCUUGGAUCUGAUUUGUGAGAAAUGCAUGAAGCAAAGGGAUAUGAAUGAAGUCCUGGCAGUAAAAAUGCACUACAUUAGUUGCAUUUUCCAAAAAUGUAUCCUUUUCCUUAAGGAGCGAGAGGAUAAAUUAGAUGGCUUUAUCAGAAGCCUACUAAAAGGCAGAGAUACAGAUGGCUUUCCGGUAUAUCAAGAAAAGUUCAUCAGAGAAUGUAUCCGAAAAUUUCCUUAUUGUGAAGCAACCUUGCUACAGCAGCUUGUGAGAAGCAUUGCUCCAGUUGAAAUUGGCUCUGAUCCUACAGCCUUCUCUAUACUUACACAAGCUAUUACUGGCCAAGUGGGCUUUGUAGAGGCCGAAUUUUGUACAACAUGUGGGGAAAAAGGUGCAGCCAAAAGAUGUUCCAUAUGCAAAAUGGUGAUCUACUGUGAUCAGAACUGCCAGAAAAUGCACUGGUUUACACACAAGAAGGCAUGCAAGAAGCUAAAGGAAGUCCAUGAGAAGCAGGAGUUGGAAGCUGCCAGAGAGAAAAAGCAACAAGAAAGAAAGCAAAAGAAAGAGGCAGCACAAGCAGCAGAAUCUGCUUUAACAAGUGAAGAACAAGUGAUCUCUGAAUUCGGAGAUAAUAAGGAAGUUGAACUGACGUGUGUGGGAGACAAAACAGAGAAGACGGCUCCUACCAAGGAUACAUGUGCAACAGCUUCCCAAGGUGAUGACGUCAUUGAAGAGAAGACCCAGUCAGCAGACACAGUUGUUGAAAAAGCACAAGAGUCUGAAGAAUAAGCAGUGCUUUGUGGAGGAUGGCCUCUAAAUCAUAAUGUUAUGAAACAUACCGUCUAUGGCAUGCAGUGAUAAUGUUCACUCUGACAUUUUAUGAUUCAGUGUAUGUCAACUUCCUUGUUCAAUGUAACUAUCACACCAUCCCAGAUUGUGAGAACAGGAGAUAAACCAUCUGGUUAAAAAUAUAACAACAUACCCAUCUGCUUUCAUUGCUAUAGAAAGCAUAGAAAAUUUAUUUUAAAAAAAUCUGUUCAAAAUAUAGCUAUUGGCAAUCAAAAUAAAAAAGUUUCUAUUUAAUCUGUUACAAAUUCCAACCCACUUAGGUUUUGGUGCAAUAAAAAUGUUGCCUGUUGAAGAUAUGGACAAGGUGAUUGAAAAAGUGGGUGCUUCCACUUGUCUGCUUAACCCUUGCCAUUCCUGACUGAUUAAUUCAGCCAAAUGCCUAUCGGAUUAUCUCCUGCUUGGAGAAUGGGCAUGUUGCCUCUUGUUUGAAGUAGACAGUUGAGAGACCUUUAUUAAACCUUGCUUUAUCCAAAAGAUCUGGGAAGUUAUAUGGCAGUUAUAAAAAUACACCAUUGUUGGCCAAGGUGAUUGAGAAUAUGGUGGUCUCUCAACUCCCACCUGUGUUUGGAUGAUACUUAGUAUCAGGGCCCAUGGUGAAUGUUGCCUAUAUUUGAUAAUGGUCUGGAUGUGGAUAAACAAGCUGACAUUAAAUCAAGAGAUGUGUGUGCUGUUGGUUGUUUACCAGAAUGCCUGCUUUGAAGACUGGUUUUAAUCAGUUUUGGAUGGAGUCAUGUGCUUUCCUGAAAUAAAGGUCUGUAGCACUUUUAUGAUCUUGCACAUCUGAGUUAAUCUGAUCUGGCAAUGGUCAUCAGUGCCUUGGCUACAUCAUGAGUAGACUAUUGCAAGAUGCUCUGUUUGAACCUACUUUUGAAGGGCACCAGAAAGCUGCCGUGCAAAAUGUGGCAGCAAGACAGGUAACUGACUUGCAGUAUCGUGAUCAGUUGUCACAGCUUCCAAUUGUUUUCCAGGGUCAAUUCAAAAUAUUAGUCAGCUGUAAGUGGCUUAUGUCCUGCUUAUCUCAGUCACCCAGGAAGGGGCUUGCAAGUAGUUUCCCUUCCCUCUGCCUUCAGGAACAGGCUCAAGACACAUCUUUCUAACUUGGCUUUAAAAAUUGUUACAGUUUAUAUGGUUGUUUAAAGUUUUACUAUGUUUUUAUUUGAGGCUGGUUUUUGUUUUCUGAAAUCUUGGUGAACUACCUUGCCUGGCUUCAUAAAGGUUAUAUAGAAAUACAGUAAUUAAUUAGGUAGGUGUUAGGUCAUAUCAGAUCUGAAAGCUAAAUACCUUCUGAUCUUUAAGUAGAAUUUGAAGGCAGGUCUUUGUUACUUGUCUGUUUUCAUUAAAUAAUGCUGCCAGUCUGUACUGGGAUAACUUUCUUCAACUGUCUCUCUCUAUUGAGAUUGCUUUAAGAAUCAUAGUCACAGAAUAAAUAUAUUCUCUUGAUAAUA
Molecule: messenger RNA, 3132 nt
Organism: Varanus komodoensis (Komodo dragon)
Lineage: Eukaryota; Metazoa; Chordata; Lepidosauria; Squamata; Varanidae
Gene: ANKMY2
Product: ankyrin repeat and MYND domain containing 2
Exons: 10
Coding region: 251-1627 (458 amino acids)
Molecular function (GO): protein binding
Source: RefSeq, a predicted model, not a curated record